AUGUCCAUUGUCCGCCCUAGUCAAAUCCCAGAAACUCUGGAUGACUGUUCUAGCCCCCAGAAAUUAAGGGCACAUACUUGGGAAAGGGCUCUUGAGAUUCUGGCAAAUGGCAAAACUGUCCUACCGAAGGUUAUGCAAGACCUUGGAGUCAAGGACAUGAGUGUUUUCAAACAUUGGCUUGAACAAGAGAAAAUUUACCUUAAGGGUCUGGCACGAGAGCCCAAAGAAGAGACACUUCAGAUGGAAUACUGGCAGUCAUUAGUGAAUCUCAGUGCAAGCGGUGUCACUCUUGAUGCAGCAAUGAACAUGUUCAGAAUACCUUCUCAGCCUAACAAUCUACCAUAUGAUGCAGAUACUGGAAGUACAUACGAAAUUGAGAGCAUGCAGCGCCAUGCUCUCGAGAAUGUUCAAGGCUGGUUCAACUUACGCCAUAUGAAGCGGCUUCAUGAUAUCUCACAGCUCCCUGGUUUCACUGGUACACUCAUCCCUGGUCUAAGUGCUUGCACCAGUGUCAGAGAGAGUGCUAGCGUGCCAGAUCCUUGGAUUCCUGCCAAUAUGUUUGCUGCUAAUACACCUGUACACAGGCCACCAUCUUCUGUAGGCACAGAUACUCAAGAGGACCUAGAUGAAGAGGAGGUGGCAGAGGAGGUGGCAGAGGAAGCCUUGAGGAGUUUGCAGCAUAUCAUCCUCAUCACUGAUGACUUCUUGCAGCUUCAGGUUCUUGAUGAUGGUGAGGUGGAGGAAUAG
Molecule: messenger RNA, 747 nt
Organism: Suillus subaureus
Lineage: Eukaryota; Fungi; Basidiomycota; Agaricomycetes; Boletales; Suillaceae
Exons: 4
Coding region: 1-747 (248 amino acids)
Source: RefSeq, a predicted model, not a curated record